Elgaria multicarinata webbii is the source of this 885-nucleotide messenger RNA. It is a transcript of the gene BLOC1S3, whose product is annotated as biogenesis of lysosomal organelles complex 1 subunit 3. The record is from RefSeq and is a predicted model, not a curated record. NCBI's taxonomy places the organism in Eukaryota, Metazoa, Chordata, Lepidosauria, Squamata, Anguidae. Gene Ontology annotation, cellular component: BLOC-1 complex. The transcript is spliced from 2 exons. Bases 103 to 675 code for a protein of 190 amino acids.
GUGACUCAGGGAGGCGGAAGCUCUCCUUCCUGGAUAAGACGGGGUGAGCUGAGUUUUAGAUUCUCAGCUAUAAACUACCUCCUCCUUCAAGGUGAUGGGAUAAUGACGGCCCCAGGGUAUAAAACUGUAGUCCAGGGAGAAGCUUCAGAGACUGAUUCAGAGGAAGAGGUUUACCUGUCCUCUGUGCCUCAGGGUUCAUUCCCCAGCCUUUAUGGGGUGAAAGUCGCUGGAGAAGCUUCUGAAACAGACGAAGAAGAUGCAAGUCCCCUUGGGCCAAAAGCAACAUCUACAUUGAUCAGUCCAGAUUUGCCUCCACUGGUAGUUUUCAGGAAUGACGAUCUGGGCUCUCCUACAGCGGUUGAAGAGAAGCCCGCCCUUCGUAUCCGACACCGCGGUCGCUACAGCACCCUGCUGCAGCAGAAGCUGAUUGAGAGUAAUGCCCGCUUAUACUAUGAUGUCAGCAGCACUGUCAAGCAAGUGUACCAGACAGCCAUCAAAGAGAUUGGAGCCAUUACCGGGCAGCUCAAUAAUUCUCAAAACGGCAUCAUCAACGCCUCGCAUAACAUCCGGCUUGUCCUGGAGGAUUUGCGAGGCGUCGCAGACAAGAUAGACAUCAUUACCAGCUGUAACCUGCUGCCCGAUAUCCAGAUAGAACUACCUCCAGUACACACCUAGCUGGAACAGCCAAUAGGCCCACCAGGUGCUUUUUACACACAGUAGCUCAAGCAGUGUUGGGACUGCGGAGACCCUGGCUGUAAGGUGCAGUAAGAAACUGAAAUGGAGCUGGCUUUUGUCACCUGGUGUUUAGAUCACAGCACUUGCAUAUCCUGUAAUGAUCAGGCCUCACUCUUUCAGUACGGCAGAAUAAAACAAAACAAAACCGCA